Molecule: messenger RNA, 2176 nt
Organism: Neurospora hispaniola
Lineage: Eukaryota; Fungi; Ascomycota; Sordariomycetes; Sordariales; Sordariaceae
Product: major facilitator superfamily domain-containing protein
Exons: 3
Coding region: 316-2052 (578 amino acids)
Biological process (GO): transmembrane transport
Cellular component (GO): fungal-type vacuole membrane
Molecular function (GO): transmembrane transporter activity
Source: RefSeq, a predicted model, not a curated record
CUCUAUAUUUCUCAAGAUAAGGUAGGUAGGAAAUAGCUUCCUUUUCUGUCUGGCCUAUCUCCCCACCCGCGGACAUCCUGCAGCCUCAACGACGUCACUUCUUGUCCUAUUCGGCCGCGAUCAACGCCGAGCUAGGCCCAAGUUUUCAAAAACAUCAUCUUUCCCUCCUCUCAAGUUCUGGGUUACCCUCGUCUUUUCACCACUCGUCCUCUUCCUCUCCUACUUCAUCGUGGCCGUGUACAAGGGAACCGUGAGGCCCUCGAGCCCUCCAGCUCCACCGUCUCUCUUCCUCUGUUCCCUUCUACCGUCUUCGUCAUGUCUCUGAACCGUGUCUCCUCGUUGGAGACCUUUGCUCCCCUCCUCACAGAGAACCGAUCCAGGCGAAGCUCGGAUGCCUCGACUCGAGCUCGCAAAAUCAGCUUCAACCCUCUCCCGUCAUCAUGGGAUCCUCCAGCUUUGGAACAGAUCCAGGCCGUAGGUGCCUUUGAAGUCCCCAGGUGGAAGAGGACGCUCCAAGUCGUAGUCGCCGUCAUAUACUGCCUCUUUGCCGCCGGCAUCGUCUUUGGCUAUGCCGCCAUCAAGCCCGUCCUAAAACGAGAGGGUGCCUACCGAGACGUCUGCCGCGUCGACCCCAACGAUGAGGACGCCAUCGGCGAGGACACAUGCGUUGAGAUCCACCUAAACUUCAUGUUCACCGCGGCCGCCGUGGCCACCAACGUUGCUGCCCUUCCCAUUGGCGCCAUCCUCGAUCGAUAUGGUCCCCGUGUCUGCGGCCUGCUGGGAGCCUUGUGCCUCGCCAUCGGUGCCCUGUGCAUGUCCUUCGAGAACCAACUACCCUUUGACGGCCUGCUGUUCGGAUACCUCUUCCUGGCCCUCGGCGGACCCUUCACCUAUAUCUCGUCCUUCCAGCUAUCCAAUGCCUUCCCCAAGAACUCUGGCCUAAUUCUCGCCCUCUUGACGGGCGCCUUUGACGCUUCCAGCGCCCUGUUUCUAGUAUAUCGCAUCAUCUACGAACACACCAACGAAACUUUUGGCCACCAGAGUUUCUUCCUCGCCUACCUGGUCGUCCCCGCCGCCAUCGCCGUCAUUCAACUCGUCCUGAUGCCGGCACAAUCCUACAAGACCGUCGGUGAACUAGUCGAGGAAAUCGAGGAGCCCAUCCCCGCCGACAUGGAACCCUACGACGACCAGAUCGACGAGGAGACUGCCUUGCUUCACGAAGAGGAGAGACAGCAUCGCGCCGAGGUGGUCUCGGGUAUCCAGGAGUUGCUCGGAACCACCAAGGCGGACAAGCAGGCCAGGAAGGAAGAGCGCAAGAACGAGAUCUCGGGCGUUUGGGGUGUCAUGCAUGCUUAUACCGCCUGGGAGCAGAUCAAGUCACCUUGGUUUAUCCUUAUUUGUUUGUUUACCGUCGUCCAAAUGACCCGCAUCAACUACUUCGUCGCCACCAUCCGCGUGCAAUACACCUACCUGCUCUCCUCUCCUGCCCUCGCCGAGCGCGUAAACGACUUUUUCGACCUCGCCCUCCCUCUCGGCGGCAUCUUAUCCAUCCCCUUCAUCGGCGCCAUCCUCGACCGCACCUCCACCCUGACCGUGUUGGUAACCCUCGUCGCAACCGCCACCACCAUCGGCAUCCUGGGAAUCAUCCCCCACUCGCUACUCGCCGCUUACGCCAACAUCUGCUUGUUUGUCCUGUACCGUCCCUUCUACUACACUGCCGUAUCCGACUACUCCGCCAAAGUCUUUGGGUUCAGGACCUUUGGCAAAGUGUACGGGACCAUUAUUUGUCUUGCUGGUCUGUUUAAUUUCAGUCAGUCCGGUCUGGAUUACCUCUUGCAUGAGACCUUUAACGGGGAUCCGGUCCCCGUCAAUGUCGGGCUGAUGGCCGCGGGACUGUUGAUUGGUGUGGUGAUGGUCAUGUUUGUCGGGGUGCAGUCGAGGGGGAUCAAGAGGAAGUUGUUGGAGGAGGAGGCGAGGGGGGCUUUUGCUUAUGGGGGGAAUGGUACGGGUACGACAAGUACGGCGAGCACGAGGGAGUGGACUGCGAAUUGAACGGAAGUGGACUGAAUUGAACUGAACUGCUCUCGUCCUAUACCAAAAAGGAAGAAAACAGAAAGGGGAGGGGAAAAAAAAAUGCAAGAGAAGAUGGCGUCUCUUCAUGAAAGAAAGGAUGAAG